Arachis stenosperma is the source of this 4103-nucleotide messenger RNA. Its product is annotated as probable serine/threonine-protein kinase SIS8. The coding region runs from base 287 to 3442 and encodes 1051 amino acids. The record is from RefSeq and is a predicted model, not a curated record. Gene Ontology annotation, molecular function: ATP binding; protein kinase activity. Gene Ontology annotation, biological process: protein phosphorylation. Lineage: Eukaryota; Viridiplantae; Streptophyta; Magnoliopsida; Fabales; Fabaceae. The transcript is spliced from 13 exons.
UCCUUCGCCUUUUCCUUUUCCCUUUCAAACUUCUCCUUCCUCCUCCAAACUCUCUCUCUCUCUCUCUCAACACAACAGUGGUAGUGUGUCAUGCCUUGUGGCCCCUACCCUCUCCUCCCACUUGCUCCUACCUUCUCUCUCUCUUUCUCUUUCUCUUUCUCUUUCUAUCUUGAUGGUCUUCUGCUUCCACUCUUUCCUUUCUCCAUAACCGUGAGAGAUUCAUGCUUGCGCCCUCCGACAAGGGACAUGUUUCCGCUUCUUUAGCCUUCUCUCAAUUCAACGAGAUAUGAAGAACAUUCUCAAGAAGCUUCAUAUCAUGCCUACUACUAACCAAUCACAAGAGGACCAAGCUCCUGCUUCAUCAAGGUCCAAUAAGAAGAUUUCAAAUUGGUUGCAUUCUGUAUCCAAUAGGCAGACUCCGAUUCCGACUCCGGCGACGGCGACGGCGACGGCGACGGCGACGGCGACGGAGAUGGAGCCUUCUGAUUCACUUGCCGGUGCCGGUUUGGAUUCGGCGCCGUCUAGCACUUUUAGGGAACCUGAAGUGGACGACGACGACGAAGAAGAAGAAUAUCAGAUACAACUUGCUUUAGAGCUUAGUGCAAAGGAGGAUCCUGAGGCUGUUCAGAUUGAAGCUGUUAAGCAGAUUAGUUUGGGAUCCUGUGAUCCUCAUAACACGCCGGCACAAGUCGUUUCAUAUCGGUACUGGAAUUACAAUGCUCUUGGUUUUGAUGACAAGAUCUCGGAUGGUUUCUAUGAUCUGUAUGGGACUGUGACUGAGUCUAACUCUGCAAGAAUGCCAUGCCUUUUGGAUCUGCAAGGAACAUCAACUUCAGAUUCUGUCACUUGGGAAGCAAUCUUGGUCAAUAGGGCUGCAGAUUCCAGUUUGUUGAAACUCGAGCAGGAGGCCCAAGAGCUGGCAGCUAAGGCAAGAAAAGAUUUUGAGGUAGUUGUAGAUAGUAAUUUGGUGCAUAAGCUUGCUAUCUUAGUGGCUGACUACAUGGGUGGACCAGUUGAAGAUCCUGAAAGCAUGGCAAGAGCCUGGAGGAGUCUCAGUUACAGUUUAAAAGCAACCCUUGGUAGUAUGGUGUUACCACUGGGCUCGCUGACCAUAGGAUUGGCUAGGCAUCGUGCCUUGUUGUUUAAGGUUUUAGCUGAUAGUGUGGGCAUCCCAUGUCAGCUGGUGAAAGGACUACAAUAUACAGGUUCCGACGAUGUGGCUAUGAACUUUGUCAAGAUUGAUGACGGGAGGGAGUACAUUGUUGAUCUGAUGGCUGAUCCAGGAACACUUAUUCCUUCUGAUGCAGCUGGAUCACACAUUGACUAUGAUGAAUCUUCUUUUGUAGCUACUCCUUCAUCAAGAGACCUUGACUCCUCUCAUAUGGCAUCAUUUGGCAGUGGGGUUGGAAGUUCAUUUGAUGGAACUCUAGACUUUGGGACACAAGAUAAAGGAAACAGAUCAAAACAUUCUGUCCAUGCAGGGAAAGAAUCUGAUGUAAUCAGUCCCACUACAGGCAGGGAAGAAGUAAAGAAUGCCAUAGAUAAAUUCAAAGGUGCUAGUAAUGUGGAAAAGGUCAUAGUGAGAGAAUCUCCUAGCAGACUUAAUUAUCCAUAUAUGCAUGGAAGAUCUCCUUCUUGGACUGAAGGGAUCAGUUCCCCUGCCGUGCAUGGAAUGAAAGUUAAAGAUGUCUCCCAAUAUAUGAUUGACGCUGCAAAGGAGAACCCUAAAUUAGCUCAAAAGCUUCAUGAUGUUUUACUUGAAAGUGGCGUUGUUGCUCCUCCAAACCUAUUUACUGAAGUUUAUCAGGAGCAGCUAGGUUCCCCAUCUGAGGCAAAUUUUCCAGUUGAUGAAAAAGGUGAAUCAAAACAGGGACGUAUACAGCAAGAUACUAAGGUUAGUGAUAAUCAAGGUCUUGCUCAGUUUUUACCUCCUUUGCCCCUUCAGAGAGUACAUGCCAAAGCAAGUCCUCGCAGUCAGCUGGACCAUUCUAAGCCUUUAGAGGGUUUGGGAGUCAACUUACCUCUUGAUACAAGGGAGGCUACUGGACAGCAAAUAUCGUCUCAGGCAGAAGCAACUCAGGUAAAAUAUGGGAAAAAUGUCCCAGUUGCUGCGGCUGCUGCCGCCGCCGCUGCUGUUGUUGCAUCUUCUAUGGUAGUUGCUGUGGCGAAGUCAAGCACUGAUUCAAAUCUUGAGAUUCCAGUAGCAGCAGCUGCCACUGCUACUGCUGCAGCUGUAGUAGCAACCACUGCCGCUGUCAGUAAACAGUAUGAGCAGAGUAGUCGAAGUGAUGCAGAUGCAGAGGCUUCUGGUCAUGAUCUGAGGGGUAAUAGUGACGGAGAGCAUGUUGCUUUAGGAGCAAACUCAGAGGGCGAGAGAAUAUCUGAUAGAUCAGCAAGAAGUGAUAGUGCAAAAUCGGAUUCUGCCCUAGAUGAUGUUGCUGAGUAUGACAUUCCAUGGGAGGAAAUCAUGAUGGGCGAGCGUAUUGGGCUUGGAUCAUAUGGGGAAGUGUACCACGGUGAUUGGCAUGGAACUGAAGUUGCUGUAAAGAGGUUUCUAGAUCAAGCUAUCUCUGGUGAAUUACUUGAAGAGUUCAAAAGUGAGGUCCAAAUAAUGAAGAGACUAAGGCAUCCAAAUGUUGUUCUCUUCAUGGGAGCUGUAACUCGGCCUCCAAAUCUUUCUAUUGUUACUGAAUUUCUUCCUAGAGGGAGUUUGUAUAGGUUAAUUCACCGACCUAACAAUCAACUAGAUGAGCGAAGGCGGUUGAGGAUGGCCUUAGAUGCUGCUCGUGGAAUGAACUAUUUGCACAGCUGCUCUCCAGUAAUAGUGCAUCGUGAUUUGAAGUCCCCUAAUCUUCUUGUAGACAAAAACUGGGUUGUAAAGGUUUGUGAUUUUGGCUUAUCACGAAUGAAGCAUAGUACAUUCCUUUCUUCCAGAUCAACUGCAGGAACAGUACUGUUUUCUUGGAGCUCCUUAUUAAGGCCUUCAUUUUCUUGCAUUAUCAUUGUAUUGUCUGCAUUGAUGAAAAGAAACUUCAAGACUGCUAUUGGGUAUGCUGGUUACUUCAUUAUGUAUUAUAUGCUUCAGGCUGAGUGGAUGGCUCCAGAAGUCUUAAGAAAUGAGCUUUCCAAUGAAAAGUGUGAUGUGUAUAGCUUUGGGGUCAUAUUGUGGGAGCUCUCUACACUGCAGCAACCAUGGGAAGGAAUGAAUCCAAUGCAAGUUGUUGGUGCUGUUGGUUUCCAACAUCGGCGUCUUGACAUUCCAGAUGAUGUGGACCCUGCAGUUGCAGAUAUCAUCAGGCAAUGCUGGCAGACAGAUCCAAAGUUGAGACCCACGUUUACCGAAAUUAUGGCUGCUUUGAAGCCAUUGCAAAAGCCUAUUACUGGUUCUCAAGUGGUAAGAACAGGUGGUCAGUCAUCCAGAGCUGCCGAAGGCCCUGCAUGAUAGUAGAACAUUAUACAGCUAACUGAAUGUUUAACUUUGCUGGUAAAAAAUUGAGGGCAAGUUGUAGAGUAUUUUGCCAUUUGGAAUCAAAGAAACUGAAUGGUUGAAGAUCAUCGUCUAACGUACACUGUCACUGGACUACUCUUGCUCCUUUCCUUUGUUUUCUGCUUGAUUCCUCACUGACUCUAUUCUCUUGUGCAAUCAUUGCCAGGUUGUACCAUUUGUUUUGUACAAAAUUCUUUGGGAAAAUGUUGUAAUCAAUCAGUUUUUAAGUUUUGAUGUCCAUAGAAUAACUAUGAUAGUUGCCAGCUCUAAGUGUAACUUGAAAGGAAAAGAAAGGAAAGGAAGGCAUAGCAACAAGUGAAAUUUGUUUGCUGCUGAACUGUUAUUACAUAUUAGUGACCAUGUAAAUGUGUUUCAGUUACCAGUAUUUCCUUCCUUUUCUCUGUUGAUGCACAUUCAUGUGCUUUUGAUUAUUGGAUAUGGUUUCUUGCAUUCUCUUUCCCGCUGAAUACUUUGGGUGUUUGGAGAGAAGGGUGCUGAUUUUGGCACUUGUAGAGUACAAUGUUGAAGUUGCUCCAUUGCACAUGCUUAGCACUUAAGUAUAAUAAUUGAUGGAGGCGUUUCUUUCCAACCAGAACUGUAAAUUUAGAGUAUCCAC